Penicillium odoratum is the source of this 981-nucleotide messenger RNA. RefSeq names its product 4-hydroxybenzoate octaprenyltransferase. The record is from RefSeq and is a predicted model, not a curated record. Gene Ontology annotation, cellular component: mitochondrial inner membrane. The coding region runs from base 1 to 981 and encodes 326 amino acids. Gene Ontology annotation, biological process: ubiquinone biosynthetic process. Gene Ontology annotation, molecular function: 4-hydroxybenzoate polyprenyltransferase activity. NCBI's taxonomy places the organism in Eukaryota, Fungi, Ascomycota, Eurotiomycetes, Eurotiales, Aspergillaceae. The transcript has a single exon.
AUGAAGACCAGUUCUCCCAAAGAGCUACCCCCUCCUUAUGAGCCACCUAAAUUCGGGUUCCUCUCCUACUUGCCGACCUCUUGGGUACCCUAUGCCCAAUUGAUGCGCUUGGAUAAACCCGGUGGUUACUAUGCCUUCGUCUUCCCGUACUGGAUUGGCCUUGGAUACGGGGCCAGCAUUGCCCUUCACCCGCCAACUGUAUGGUUUCUCCUCAGCAGAGCAUGGCUGCUCUCUGCGGCUUGCAUUUUCCUGCGUGGCGCGGCCUGCACUUGGAACGACAAUAUAGACCAAGACUUGGAUCGACUUGUAGCGCGCUGUCGGAAUAGACCCAUUGCGCGGGGUGCCGUCUCUACCACCGCCGGGCAUGUCUUUACUGCGACCCAGACUGCAGUGGGUAGCGCAGCUUUCUUCCUUUUGCCGCGUAUCUGCAUUCUUGAUGCUAUCCCAAUCACUGCCUUAUUUGCACUCUAUCCGUUUGGAAAGCGCUUCACCAAUUAUCCACAGGCAAUCUUGGGUUUUCCUUUUGCCUUUGGCAUUGUAUUGGCCUGCCAUAGCAUACAUGUCAAUCCCUUCGCCCUGGAGCCGAAGGGACUUCUGUGGUCAACAAUCGCCCUGGUUUUUGCUAAUGUCUUUUGGACCAUGGUAUACGAUACGAUCUAUGCUCAUCAGGAUAGAGAGGAUGAUGAAAAGGCUGGUGUCAAGAGCAUGGCGGUCCGCUUUAAAGAGAGCACCAAGUUGCUUUGUUCAGGUCUGAGUAUAAUUAUCGUCGCGCUGUUGGCAACAGUGGGAUUUCUGGCGAAGCUGGGAUGGAUUUAUUAUGUUGUGGGAGUUGGUGGGGUCAUGGUCAGUCUAGGUACGAUGAUCUCUGCAGUGAAUCUGACCGUGCCGGCGAGCUGUAUGUGGUGGUUUAAAUGGGGCUUCUGGUAUGUCGGAGGAAUGCUUUUGGGAGGGCUUUUGUUGCAAUGGAGUAGUCGCAUCUGA